AUGUGGGAAUAGCCUUUUAAAAGAGAAAGAUGUUUAGAAAAAGUCGGAACCUAAAAUAUAUAUUAAGUCUUGUACCUGGAAAAAGACAAUUUGGGACAUACAGAUUUUUGCCCUUGUUCUUUUGUAUUGGAGGGGUCAUGGAGUGGAUCAUGAUUAACGUGAGGAUAGGAAGAGAAACAUUUUAUGACGUCUACAGAAGAAAGCAAUCGGAGAGGGAAUAUCAACAGAAAAUUGACAAGGGCUUGACUGUCCUUACUGAGUCUGAAACCAAAUGACAACAAGGGACAUAAUCAGAAAACACUGGAAAAGAUGAAGAGACUGACUCAAAUACCCAUUUGAGACCUGCUGUUGUGGUCAAAUUAUGAGUAACAUUUAUAUUUAUUCUAAUAUUAAUGUUGUUAUACAAACACACUUGUAAUUCUGUAAAAUGGUGAUACUGGAAAAUUAUACAUCAAUUCCAAGGCAUUUCUGAAAUGGACUGCAUCAUAAUUGGAGCAGAUGAAUAGGGACUGUGAAUGCAUGUAUUCAUAAAGAAAGUGCCAGCUUUCCUAUUCUCUAAAUGAGAUUGGCAAUAAAAAUGACUGUUUGUCUGUU
This is a messenger RNA of Myxocyprinus asiaticus (Chinese sucker), 594 nucleotides long. Its product is annotated as small integral membrane protein 4-like. NCBI's taxonomy places the organism in Eukaryota, Metazoa, Chordata, Actinopteri, Cypriniformes, Catostomidae. Bases 30 to 275 code for a protein of 81 amino acids. The transcript has 2 exons. The record is from RefSeq and is a predicted model, not a curated record.